Molecule: messenger RNA, 8077 nt
Organism: Bombina bombina (fire-bellied toad)
Lineage: Eukaryota; Metazoa; Chordata; Amphibia; Anura; Bombinatoridae
Gene: USPL1
Product: ubiquitin specific peptidase like 1
Exons: 8
Coding region: 1676-6196 (1506 amino acids)
Biological process (GO): protein desumoylation; Cajal body organization
Cellular component (GO): Cajal body
Molecular function (GO): SUMO binding
Source: RefSeq, a predicted model, not a curated record
GACCUUGUUGUGGUCCUGGGCUUGAUCCUUUGGCGCCAAAUGUAACCAACUUCCCCCAGUUUUGCUUUUAAACAUUACUGUGAAUUUGCUGGCGAGUGCCAGGUUUUCGUUGUGUUAAUGUUUGUAAUGCUCCCCUGCAAACCUGUCACCCAGGCUGCUCUGGAGUUAACUGCCUGGGUUUCUGGGAAUUUUGCAGCUGUCUGUCAGUGUUCAGGGCUGUGCAGUUUGCUGUGGCUUAGGAUGUGUACCCAGUCCAGUCUGUGAGUGCUGUCCAUUCCUGUGUUUUGACCUGCUUUAUCAUGUUAAAUUUGAAGGGCACACUGUGCGGAAGCCCAUGUCCCUCUGGUGUGGGGGGUUACAAGGCCCUCGUGAGUCUGCCCUUUGAAAUAAGAUCUCACCUGUGUCUUAAUGUGAUAGUACAUUAUGCACAUUUCAAAUAUCUCAUUAGUAAAUAUAUAUUUAGAUGCAAACUGCUAAAUUAUGUGUGAAAUAUGCGUCGCCAAGCUGGAUUUCCUGCACGGCUAUUGGCUAAGAGGUGGAAACGUCACCUCUCAGCCAAAUAGGGAAAGCCGCGUUCUGCCAGUGGGCUGCCUUGGCAGCUCAGUGCGGCGAUCGCUUCAAACAAAGGAGCUUUGAGCAUGAAGUAUUUUAUAAUUCAUGAAUGAAAGUCCCCUUUAUUUGUUCCAAUGCUAAAUCCUAGUGUUUACCAUCACUUUAACAUCACAGUAGCUAAAAAUGCUAAAGCUGUUUAAUUUGAUAUUGAAGUUAAAAUUAAAUUUGAUGUUUAAAGAGAGAUAAAACACAAAAUUGUUCUUUUGUGACUGAGACAGCAUGCCAUUUUUAAAAAGUUUCCAAUUUUACUUCUAUUCUCAAUUUUGCAUUGCUUUCGUGUUCUUUGUUGAAGAGAUACCUAGGUAGGAGUCUAAAGCACUAUUAUGGCAGGAAAUUGUGCUGCCAUGGAUAGCAUUCCAGCAAAACUGCUUCCAUAUAAGCUCCAUACACAUUCCUGCUCCUGAGCUUUUUCUGCCCUGCUUUUCAACAAACAAUAUAAAAAAUUGAAGUAAAUUAGAAAGUUGUUUAAAAUUGCAUGAUCUAUCUAACUCCUAAAAGAAAGAAAUUGGGGUUUGCGUUGCUUUUAAUAAAACUCAUUUCUAGGAAUUAAUUUAUUGGUGGCUGCCAAGAACAACCACCAAGGUAUGAAAGCCCAAAACAUGGCAAUAUUUAUUAACAAUAAAUAUGGUUGUGUACACUAGUAUUUUGAUGAUUGAGGUGUUUUUUUUUUUUAAUCCCCUAUUCACUUUUGGGUGAUAGUCUUUUAAAUGAAUAAAUUACCAUUUACAGUUAUUUUAAAUACCUAACUGGUGUUUUAGACCUUAUUUUGUUGUGGAACUGUGUGGAAAGUCUUUCUUUUGUGUGUUUUUUUUUUUUUUUUUUUUUUUUUUUUAUUCUCUUUCCUCUUUCGUUGUCUCUUAAAUUUUAUAUUUCAAUUGUUUGCUGUGCUAAUAUUACACGGCCUGGCAUAUGCAGAUGUCUGAGUUGCUUCACUACCUAGUGAGUUAUUAAAGCCUUGAGUCUUCUGUGAAUAACUUUUUGUUCUCUGUUUGUUUUUUUCAUCCACUUGUUUUUCAGGGUUCUUUGACAUGCCAUUAAACGGUGCUGGCAGGUUACAUGUGACAUGACAAAAAUUAACCAAUGGGUCAGCAAGAUGGCUUCUGAAACACCUGGAUCUACAGUGUCAGUGGUUGGACAAGUGUCUGUUGUAGGGAAAUCUUCACUCCACAUGGUGGGGUACAUGGGAAAAAAUUCAGAAUCCAGCACUUUUAUUACAGAUGGAACUUGCCCCGCAUGCAGGUCCAAAGGCCACGUACAGUCCCUCAAGACUUAUCGCAUUAGUUUUUCUCAGUCCAUUUUCCUGUGCGGUAAUUCUCAGUGUAUUUAUCCAUUGGGAUACACACCUUUGGAUAACAUAAUUGCAAAUACUGCUGACUUACAGAAGCACCACAUUUCAACUAAAUCUAGAAAACGGAGCAUAUUGGAGACAUCACUAACCUCCAACAUUAAUGCGAAGAAAUUAAAGAUUGAUGCGCCUCUCUGUGGGUUAAAUCUCCCUGAUGAUUCUCUCAGAAGAUAUGAAGGUCUGAAAGCUUCUAAGACACCAAAUGAGAAACCAAGCAAUUGUCAACCUUUGCAAAAUGGUGCUAAGGAGGACAGAAUGCUUCAGGAGCAGAGCACUGUGGAAAUGACUUUACGUUGUGAAAUAUCUGGCUUACAUGUUAACCAUAUAUCUCAAUCUGCAUAUGAAGUACCACUUUGUGAACUUUCUGGUUCACAAGAUGUGUUGCAGGGAAUUCCAAAUGGGUUUCAUGAAGGAGCAGCACAAGACAAAUCUCUGGACGUGACCAAUUCUAUUCAGAAUGGUUUUCAUGUGUGUCUGGAAACGGCUAAAAAUCCAGUCUGCAAAUCGUCAAGUCCACAUAGAAUAUUAAAUGUCCAUGAAAAACAAGAGAGCCAAGAAACUUGUGUAAAGAUGGAAAAAAGUGUAGAUGUAAAUAAGCAUGAGCUUUCAUUAGCACAUUUAUUGAAGGAAAAUCUUCCUGAACAGCAAAAUAUGGUAAAAGACAGAACAUUGGUGGAUAUGUCGACUCCUAGUUGUAAUGAUGUUGAAGAAAACAGUUUACAACUAUCAGUAGUUCAUGGAUUAAACUGUGCAGUUGCUGCACCAGGUCUUCUAGUACCGGACAAUCAAUUGGGGGAGUUGAAUACUUCGUCCUGUACCAGUUUUUUGCAGGACACUAAGCUUCAAGAUGAUGCUAAAACUGCUCUUACAGAAGACAGCACUGGUAAAUCUCCAAAAAUGUUUGAGUCAUCCAGUCAUGCAGCUGUGAACGAUUGUUCCCUUUCAACCAGCUUGUCCCCGGACCCUCACUUUAAGCAGCAAGUUGAAGAAAUGGAAAUGUCUAAUACCCUGACCAACGGAGAAGUGGUUGAGAGAGACUGUGAUAUAAAUACACCCGUUACAGAGCACGACAGUCAAGAAAAUGUACUUGAUUCUUCACUUUCAACCAGUUUGUCACAAGAUAUUCUACCUGAGCAGCAAGUUGAGGAAAGUACAUUGAUGGAAACAGCCACUUCCUUGUGUGAAGAAGCAGAUAUAAAAAACAUCAAUAGUAUGACUCAGGUUAUAUCUCCAUCAGAGAGUUUAGUUGCAAAACCACCUUUCUUUGAACAGAGGUGUCCAGAAAGUAUAAUUGAUCCACUCUCAACAUGUGUGUUGGAGAGCACAAAUCUUAAACAGCAACCUGAAGUAAUGUCAGGUUCUUUGUGCAGUGAAACAGUUCAUGUGGCUCUGUCACCAGAUUCUGCAAUUAAAGGACCAGAAAUGGUACUUAUCCAAGAGGAAAGACUAUGUGAUACUUCACUGCCAGCCAGCUUGUUGCAGUCUGAAAAUCAAAUAGACAAAAAUACCUUGAAUGAAAUGCCUUGUGCGAACACAGUGCCAGAUUCUAGUAAAUCUGAAAGGGUUAUGGAUUCUUCCUUAAUGGAAUGUGAAAUGUCUGAGUCAUGUUCUGUGUUACAAGAUGAUCUUAAUGAGGAUUUUAAAAAUAUAAAACAAGAUGAGGUUAUGGAAGUAACUGACCAAGAAUGUAUCAAAUCAGAUAUGGCAGAUACGUGUUCUUUGCCUGGGCAGCUCACUCUGGAAAAAAACCUGCAGAAGCCCACGGGUAGUGUUGAAAAUAAAGAUUCUCUACAGCCGCAGUCCAAUAGUGUAAAGAUUUCUUCACCUACAAACAGUGUGCAAUCUGAUACCCACCAUAAUCAUAUUCAGUGGAGGAACAAAUACUCUCUGUGUUGGCUGGAUUGCAUCAUGUCUGCUUUAGUGCAUUUAACAACUCUAAAGCAUAAUGUGAGCAUGGAAAGUGCUGAUGAGAAUUCUUCAGUUCACCAGCUCUACAAAAAAUAUUAUGAAGCCAGUUCAUUGCUGACAUCUAGUGUCCUGAAAAGCAAGAGAGAGCAUGCAAAGAAGCUUGCUUCAGCUGAGAGGUGUAUGAACAAAAUUAGAAGUGACAUUUUUAAUAGAUUAAAGCCCAUUUUAAAAUGUAAAUUGGGAGUCCAUGAAAGCCCUGUCUUUGCAUUUCCUUUACUUUUGCAGCAGGACCCAGCUGUGGAGAAGCUUUUUGUUUGCUCCUUCUACUGGAAGUUUGCAUGUAAACACUGUGGACACAAACAGAAAGAAAAAUGCCAGAAAACAUUAACCACUUUUACAAAUAUAUCCCAGGAAUGGCACCCUCUGAAUGCUGUUCACAGAGCACCUUGCAACAACUGCCAAAAUUCAGCUCAGGAACGUGUAAUGGUUUUGGAAAAGAUACAUUCUAUAUUUAUGCUUCACUUUGUGGAAGGAUUGCCCCAUAAUGAUCUAAAUAGUUAUUCAUUUCAAUUUGAAGAAUACACAUAUAAAGUUAGUGCUGUGAUUCAGUAUCAAGCCAACCAUUUUUCAACCUGGAUUAAAAAUGAUGAUUCUUGGCUUGAGUUUGAUGAUCUGAAUGGGCCAUUUUGCAAGUCACACAAGAGUUUUAUUGUCCCUCCUGCAGAAAUCCAUAUUGUCAUUUGGGAAAGAGAGUCCUCACAAAUUACUGAAGGAAAGUCACCUUGUACAGUGGAUACGGAAAACAAAUCAUGUACUGCAAAUAACCAAGUCCUUGCAUCUCCCAAUAACGGCUUGAGUCCAACUGCUUGCAACACAUUACCAGCUAAAUCUGUACCUUCAAAUGCUGCAGCAAUGCCAAGUGAUUCCAAUUGGCUUUCAGGGAUGGAGGGUUAUGCUGAUGAUGACAUCAUAACAUUGACUCUUGUAGAAAUUCCAGUUGACUCUCAGGGCAAUCCAAUCGAAGAUAAUGUCAUACCAGACACUCCUAUUCCUGUAUCACAAGUACAAUCAAAAGCUACAGGUUUUCCAACAGAAUCUUUUUCAGGUAAUGCACCUAGUGAUACAUCUAAUAACUGUAUGCUUAUGCCUGAAUGUAUGGGUGAAAAGCAAUCUAGUAUUUCAGCAAGUGAAUCUCCACCUACCAACACUGAACAUUUAUCUCUUGCGAUUAAGACCAUAAAUCCUAAGCCAGUUGCUAAUGAAAAGAAAGAUGAUAAAAAGAGUGCCAUCUCUGAUAAAUCAUCUGCAAAUGGUUUUUCCUGUCCAAUGCCACACAGUACAAAAAAAGGUGUGGUCGGCAGCUGGAUGAAGAGCUUACUAAACAAAAAUCCUUCUUUUCUGAACACCAGUUUGUCUUGUUCAAGCAAGAAGAACCCUGUGAACUAUCAGAAGUUAACUCCACUGCUAAAAACAACUGAUGUAAAUGUGAUUGCUAAGAAAGCAGAAAAUUUUGGUGGCUUUAAAGUCAAAGGCAUUGUGAAAAAUAAAGUAGACUCCAACACAUCCCUAAUCGAUAUUAAGAAUAAUUCAUCUCUUAAAUUACCUGUCCCAAAAGAUGAGUCUUCUACUCCUUUAGGAACUUUUCUUGUACCCACUGUUUCAAAACCGCUAAAACACGGACGAAAUGUGUUAGAUGACAGUAAGUCUGCAGCAAAUGACACCUCUUCUAAUGAGGAUAAAAUUCGAAAGCUUCGAGUGAAGCUACUAAAAAAAUUAAAAGCAAAGAAACAUGAAUUGGCAUCUCUUGAGAUGACUGCAAAAGCUCAGUCUAAUAAGCAAGGUGGUCACACAAAUCCUAAAUCUCAUCUCAAUAAUAGCAAUUUGCAUGACUUUCUACAGGAACUACAGGACCAUAUAGAUAAUGUGGACAAUGAAUCUGUAUGUACGAUGAGCUCUAGCACAUCUAUUUGUAGUAGUCCAGGGGAUGCAGAAUUCUUUGCAGAACUUUUUUCUCCGACAGCAGAUUCCACAAAAUAUGCCUCUGAUGAUACUAGAUUCUUAGAAAUGUUAGCUGAUGGUUACAGUUCAUCCAUACCAAAUCAUACAGCUCACUCCUCUAAUGAAAGCUUGCACCAAAUACAAGAACAUGACUAUACCAUGAUCAGCAUGUCUCUUCAGCAAGAUAAAUCUGAAAAUACAUCCAGCCUGAAACAUAACAGCAGUGACAGUUCCAUUGGAGAGGAAACCGUGUCUGAUUUCCUUUCUCAAUCUGCAAUGCAUUUGUUAAACACUGAUGAGGAAUAUUUCCCUCCUUUUGAUGACAUCUUUUAAAAUGCGUAUGUUAAGCUUUCUUUGUCUGACUGUGAUCAAAUCUUAUGUUUACCCCACCAUUGGAGGCAUCUAGAUUUAGUUUUUUGCAAAUUUAGUAAGCACUUUUGAGUUUGCUAUACUUCUAUUGGCUUCUCGGGAAAAAAAACAAUAAAGCACUAAAAAUAUCAGUAUGUUCUAGUUCCUGCUGCCUUAUGGAUGAUUUACUGCAUUUAAAAAACAAUAUUAACAAUUUUGUUUGUUUUGCAUUUGCCGGCUUUAUCCAUUCAGAUUCUGAUUUUGUAUGCAUGUUGUGUGCUGACCUGCACAUUGAUCUUGUAGUGCUUAAUCUGAACCAAGUCAAAGGGUCUAUACUUACUAAAAUAUUAAGCAAAUAAUGUGUAUGUAUGUAUUGUGUAUAAUGAUUGUAUAUUAGUUUGUCAGUACGUAUUAUGUAACACUUUUUAGAGAUGUUAAAGGACCAUUUAUAAUGCAAAUAAUUACUUGCCCUACUUUGCAUAAUUUUGUCUUCUGACUGCAAUUGUUAAACACACAGUUAAAGUACCGCUCUGAGCUACAGAGAACUGUUGUCCCCAAGUGGACACAGCUGCUGAUUGGAUCAUCUGCAAUGUCCACACAGUAUCAGCAAUUCUCUGUCUCUCAAACAAUACUUUAACUGUGUUUAACACAGAUUUGCAGAAUUAGUUGUACUAAAACUAAACAGUUGGAGCAUGUCGUUUUUACACUAUAAUGUUCCUUGUAAAGGGACUGUCCAGACAAAGAUUUUGAAUAAAAACAUUUUCUUUUUUUGCCACGCACUUGUAUUUAAAAGCUAUCACUUUUUCAGCGAGAGAUUUUACUGUGCAUAUCUAGGUAUGCUCAUUGCACAUUUUAGCAGUGUCUCUGCAUAGCCAGCCUGCACUUUGUAUCACGUUGGCAGUUGAUAUGCACAUUAACCCCUUAAGGACCAGCAACGUACCCUGUAUGUCGCUGGCCUUUUUUUGGGACUUGAUUGUUUUAUAGCGCGGUCUUUCCACCAGCAUUGAGACUGCUCUAUUCCACAAAGCCUGCUCUAGGGAGGGCAUUAAUAGCGUGUUCUUGCUAGACUUGUGCUAUUAUGUCCUGAAAAACCCCUUAACGACCAGUGACAUACAGGGUACAUUGUGGUCAUUAAGGGGUUAAAACCUCAGUGAUAGAACAAAAUGUUUCUAGUAUAAGCUAUCACAAGUGUUGCAAAAAUACUUCUAUUCAGAAUUGAAAUGUACUGAUGUGGGUUUGUUUGGACUGAAAUGACCCUUUAUUUCAUUAUUACAUCUAUGGGGUUGGUUUCCUUAAAGGGACACUAAACCCAAAUUUUUUUCUUUUGUGAUUCAGAUAGAGCAUGACAUUUUAAGCAACUUUCUAAUUUACUCCUAUUAUCAAAUUUUCAUAAUUCUCUUGGUAUCUUUAUUUGAAAUAGAAGAAUAUAAGCUUAAAUGUCGGCUCAUUUUGGUGAUAAACCUUGGAUGUCCUUGCUGAUUGGUGGAUACAUUCAUCCACCAAUCAAAAACAGCUGUCGAAUUCUGAACCAAGAAAAAAGCUUAGAUGCCUUUUUCUUUUUUCAAAUAAAGAUUUCAAGAGAAUGAAGAAACUUUGAUAAUAAGGUAAAUUAGAAAGUUGCUUAAAAUUGCAUGCUUUAUCUGAAUCACAAAAUAAAAAAUUGGGUUCAGUGUCCCUUUAAGAUUGCUUAUUGCACUGUUGAAGUCUGCUCUAAAUAGUUCCAGUUGCAUAUUGUUGUAACUAUAUAAAAGCUUGUUACGUAUUUGCGAAAUACUAUAUGUGGUAUUCCAUUAAUGUUUCUUUUGCGUGUUACUGUACAGUUUGGAUGAUUAAAAGUUUUAAUAAAAGUUAAAUAUUUUGCACAGA